Messenger RNA from Aegilops tauschii subsp. strangulata, 942 nucleotides. RefSeq lists its product as uncharacterized. Lineage: Eukaryota; Viridiplantae; Streptophyta; Magnoliopsida; Poales; Poaceae. The record is from RefSeq and is a predicted model, not a curated record.
UUCAUUCAUGUUCACAUUGUCAUUUCAGCGGAGCAGCAUUUGCCAACCAGCAUCUAGUCCAGUCCAAACAUUUUUAAUUAUCUUUUUUUUUGUUUCCUUUCAUCAAGAGCUAUGCACAUGCAGAGCAAAUCACCAAACGCACAGCCCAUCCCCUCCGCCCCUCUUUAUAUACCACACGCGAACACGAGAGCGGUUGAGGAAAACAAAAACCACACCGAGCUGAGCCUACUGUGCUGCCUCUGCCUGCACCAACCAAGAAAGCAAAGCCCAAUCAAGAAGAAGAAGGAGAAUGGGGGAGGCGCCGUGCAGCGUGGUGGCGCCGCGCCGUUCCCCGGCGCGCUUCCGCCUGCCGCGCCACGGGCUGCGCCGCAAGGUCCACGUCGUCCGGCUCGGGAACGGUGGUGCCGGUGCCGGCGCACGGGCUGGCGGGGUCCGCCGCCUCUGCGGCCUCCGGCGUCGGAUCAAGCUCCGGUGGUUCCGGAGCGCCAUGUGGCGCCUGGCCGAGCUCUGCGUGGCGGUGCUGUCGGGGCCCCCGGGGACGGCCGACGCCCCGCCGUCGUGGACCGGCGUGGAGCCGUGCUUCGCCGCGCCCUUCCUGCCGGCCGCGCUGGUGAGGCGCGCGGGGCAGGAGUAGCUAAGCCUAGCUGGUGACGGUGCUGCCCUGUGACCAUGAAGACAACAACACUAAUGUAUAUACAGUACUCACUACUGCUCAAUGGAGAAGUAGAUUGAUAUGUAACGAUUUUUUUUAACCGCGACUCAAGCGAUUCGUUGAUGUCUGAAAGUCUGAAGAUUGCAUUGCUACAUUCCCCCUGCUCUUUCUCUGGAUUUCCUUUAGCUCUGUUCCUUUUAAGAUCUUUCUUUUUUUUUUGCUUCCAAAGCAGAGGCAAGUUCGGUGCUGUAUGGUACUGUGCUAUAGCAAUUCCAAUCAUGUUGCGAGUA